AUGAUCGAUGAAACUGAGGAAGAUGAAGAGACACAGCGAUCAUCCAGAAACGACGGCGUUUCGAGGAAGAAGAAGAAGAAGAGCUUGGGUUUUAAGGGCGGUAAAACAAAGAGAGCUCUAAUCGGAGCUGGUGGUCGGAUCCUGUUUUAUCCGACCCUUUUUUAUAAUCUCGUUCGCUUCAAACUCCAGUCUCAGUUCCGUUGGUGGGAUCAAAUCGACGAGUAUCUUCUGAUGGGAGCGGUUCCAUUUCGUAAGGAUGUUCCAAGGCUAAAAGAGCUAGGCGUUGGUGGCGUAAUCACUCUUAAUGAGCCUUAUGAGACUUUGGUACCAUCUUCUCUGUACAAUGCUUACGAAAUGGAGCAUUUGGUGAUACCAACACGAGACUACCUGUUUGCUCCAUCGAUUGCAGAUAUAACACAAGCUGUAAACUUCAUUCACAAGAAUGCUUUGCUUGGUAAGACCACUUAUGUCCAUUGUAAGGCUGGUCGCGGAAGAAGUACUGUCGUUGUUCUUUGCUAUCUGAUUGAGCAUAAGAGUAUGACUGUAGCUACAGAUUUUGAACAUGUUCGCUCAAUAAGACCGCGGGUUUUGCUGCAUCAAUCACAGAGGAAGGCUGUUGAGGAAUUUAAAAGGCUACACUCUUCUUUGAGUGAAUCAGCAUUCAUCGUAACCUCUGAUGUCUAA
Molecule: messenger RNA, 684 nt
Organism: Microthlaspi erraticum
Lineage: Eukaryota; Viridiplantae; Streptophyta; Magnoliopsida; Brassicales; Brassicaceae
Source: the annotation of a GenBank genome assembly